UGAACCGUCUCUGCCGUUACGUCAUGACGUGUCUAGUGCUCAGGAAGCGGGGAGGCCCCGAGUGGCCAGCUGCGGAACCGGAGACCGGGGCCCUUGAGUAAAGGUCCCGGGUACGGUGACAGGGGGCACGUGCGGAACGUGCAGUCGGAGUCUAUCGGGUCAAAGGUCACCGGCUCCGGAGGGGGGUCAAAGGUCACUGCCGGUGUCGCUGAAGGAACUGCAGCCUCCCGGGAGGGUCAGGUGGGGGCAGCCCGGGGGAGGCUUGAGCGGAGUCCGCCCCAUGUCAGUGGUACCUGAGGGCCAGAACGUGGGCUGGAUACAGGACACCUAGACGUGUUUAGUCUCUGUGAGGAGGCUCCCUGCUCCGGCCUGGUGUCAUGGAGGGCAUGGAUGUGGACCUGGAUCAGGAACUCAUGCAGAAGUUCAGCUGUCUGGGAACCACCGAUAAAGAUGUGCUCAUCUCUGAAUUCCAGAGGCUACUGGGCUUUCAACUCAAUCCUGCGGGCUGUGCGUUCUUCCUGGACAUGACCAACUGGAACCUGCAGGCAGCAAUCGGAGCAUAUUAUGACUUUGAGAGUCCAAAUGUCAACAUCCCUUGCAUGUCUUUUGUAGAAGAUGUAACCAUUGGUGAAGGCGAGUCUGUUCCCCCAGACACCCAGUUUACGAAAACUUGGAGGGUUCAAAACACAGGAUCUGAAGCAUGGCCCCCGGGUGUAUGUCUGCGGUAUGUGGGAGGCGAUCAGUUUGGCCAUGUGAAUAUGGUAUUGGUGCGUUCUUUAGACACGCAGGAAAUUACAGAUGUCAGUGUGCCAAUGUGCAGCCCUAAUCAGCCUGGCAUGUACCAGGGUCAGUGGAGAAUGUGUACGGCUACUGGCUUGUAUUUCGGAGAUGUCAUCUGGGUUAUUCUGAGCGUGGAAGCUGGUGGCCUCCUGGGUGUUACCCAGCAACUCUCUUCUUUCGACACGGAGUUCAACACUCAGCCUCAUCGCAACGUAAGUGGUGACUACAACCCUUUUGCAUCACCGCAGAAGAAUCGUUCCCCAGAAGGGGAAAACAUGGGCACCUGGCCUGAAACAGAGACUCCUGAAAAAGAACAGAAUGGACUAUCUCAGACCUCUGUAAAUAUAUGUGCAACGGAUCGUCCAGCAAGCCAUUCUGUAGCAACGUAUAGAGAGGUGAGGUGCUGUAGUGUGCCACUGGAUCAAAGAGAAUUUAAAGGAUCUCCUGUAUGAAAGUGAAAAGAGUAUGCAUGGGCCUUAUCCCUUUGGAGAAUCCUAAAAGCAGCUUUAUUCUUGUCCCAUGCCUUGUGUGCUUUUCCCACUCCAUGAAAUAGGACAUCUUCUGCAAGUUACCUACUGAAGAUCACUUGGGGAAUAAUGGUGUUGGUGACCCUGAUAAUUAUACUCCGGGUGCUGCCUUUUCUUGCUCCUUUUUAAGAGAUGUUUCCAUUUUUUCAUUUUUUUUUUCCACAACCUUUACACGCCAGCUAAGAAUAGACAGCAAGAACAUGGAUACAAAUGUUAAUAUGUAGAAUUUGUGUUUUUUCACUUAAAAGCCAUGCUUUCCAAUUUGAUAUGAAGCUGCAAAUCGUUUCAUGUUUAAAAACCUAAACCACAAUCUUGUGCGAUUUUUCAAAUGCAGCCUAAAAUCCAAAUUUAGAUAAAAAGUUGCUAAAAUGUUAUUUCUCUUUAAUUGCUAGAGUGCUUGGUUUAGUUUUCUGAUUACUCUUUAAAUCAAUGGCAGCCGUUUUUUGCAGAAGUAAAUGUUAUCAGAGUUUUUUUUCCUUUUUGUAGGGGGAGGUUGCAAAGAUGUAUUCUGCUUAUGCUUUGUUAAAAAAAAUACCCAUAAUGUUUAGUAGAUUUCCAGCUUACAAAUAGUGUUCCAUGAUACUAUAGGUAAGGUUCUGGCCCAAGCUUUUCUUUUCUGGAGGAGUUGCCUGUGAAAAAAUAGUUAGGUUUAUACGUGUUCAAUCAAGGCAAGGCAUAUCUGCUAACCUGCUUAAAUAGGCUAUACCAUUUUAGGGAGAGUGUUUUUCUUGUCUUAAUAUUCAAAGCAACUAGAGUAGGUGUUAUCAUUCUAAAGCAUUCGAGUGAUACGAAAGAAAAAAAGUAAAAGGCAAUAGCACAAGAUAAAGAAUCCUGGUAUAAAUGGCUGCAUGUGCCUACAUACAGAUAAUAAACAUAUACUGCUGAAAGUAUAUAUGUUGUAGUUGAUUAGAAAAUAUUUAAAACUGCUUAUUAAUUGGUAAUUAUGAAUGAAAAAAAAAAA
Messenger RNA from Rana temporaria (common frog), 2268 nucleotides. It is a transcript of the gene ILRUN, whose product is annotated as inflammation and lipid regulator with UBA-like and NBR1-like domains. Gene Ontology annotation, biological process: macroautophagy. Gene Ontology annotation, cellular component: phagophore assembly site. Gene Ontology annotation, molecular function: ubiquitin binding. The record is from RefSeq and is a predicted model, not a curated record. Bases 378 to 1232 code for a protein of 284 amino acids. The transcript has 5 exons. Lineage: Eukaryota; Metazoa; Chordata; Amphibia; Anura; Ranidae.